CGCCCGCCGGGUGCAUGGACAGGAGCUCCCUGCUCCAGCUCAUCCAAGAGCAGCUUGACCCCGAAAACACUGGCUUCAUCGGGGUGGAGACGUUCGCCAGCCUCGUGCACAGUCAUGAGCUGCCCCUGGAUCCUGCCAAGCUGGACAUGCUGGUGGCCCUGGCACAGGGCAAUGACGAGGGGCAGGUCUGCUAUCAGGAGCUGGUAGACCUGAUCAGCAGCAAGCGCUCGAGCAGCUUCAAGCGCGCCAUUGCCAACGGGCAGCGAGCCCUGCCCCGCGAUGUGCUGCUGGACGAGACUGGCCUGGGCUUCUACAAGCGCUUCGUCCGCUAUGUGGCCUACGAGAUCCUGCCCUGCGAGAUGGACCGGCGCUGGUACUUCUACCAGCACCGCACGUGUCCGCCCCCUGUCUUCAUGGCAGCCGUCACCCUCACCCAGAUCAUCGUGUUCCUCUGCUACGGGGCCCGCCUGAACAAGUGGGUGCUGCAGACCUACCACCCCGAGUACAUGAAGAGCCCCCUGGUCUACCACCCUGGGCACCGGGCACGCGCCUGGCGCUUCCUCACCUACAUGUUCAUGCACGUGGGGCUGGAGCAGCUGGGGUUCAACGCCCUCCUGCAGCUGAUGAUCGGGGUGCCCCUGGAGAUGGUGCACGGCAUCCUGCGCAUCAGCUUCCUCUACCUGGCCGGCGUCCUGGCAGGCUCCCUCACCGUCUCCAUCACGGACAUGCGGGCCCCCCUGGUCGGGGGCUCAGGGGGUGUCUAUGCGCUCUGCUCAGCCCACCUUGCCAACGUUGUCAUGAACUGGGCCGGGAUGCGCUGCCCCUACAAGCUGCUGCGGAUGGUGCUGGCGCUGGUGUGCAUGAGCUCAGAGGUGGGUCGUGCCGUCUGGCUCCGUUUCUCCCCACCGCUGCCGGCCUCGGGCCCCCAGCCCAGCUUCAUGGCCCAUCUGGCAGGGGCCAUUGUGGGCAUCAGCAUGGGGCUGACCAUCCUGCGCAGCUACGAGGAGAGCCUGCAGGACCAGUGCGGCUGGUGGGUCCUGCUCCUCUCCUACGGCACCUUCCUCCUCUUCGCGGUCUUCUGGAACAUUUUCGCCUACGACCUCCUGGGGGCACAGAUCCCUCCCCCCCCCUAACACCCCCCCACCCCAACCCCAGCCCUUUUUUGGUUGGCCAAGCCCGGUGGAGGGGGGGGGUGUCCCGCGCGUGACAUGGGGACAGGCCACCCCCCCUGCCCGCCUGCCCCCUCGGUGCUAGCAAGCGCGCCGCCCCCCCCACCCAGGGGCUGCGUUCCCCCUCCACCCAAAAUGCACCCUGGCAAGCCCCCCCCUUCGCUGUGCCCAGCUCCCACUCCCCCUCAAGGAUGCUUCAGCUCUACCCUGGCAUUGCCAACCCCCCCACCUGGGGUGCCUGUGGGGCGCGGGAUGUGCCCCCCAGGAGGCAGCCAAGCAGGGGGAAACCACCCCCACUUGCUUCUGUAUCCUCUUUCCGGGGUGGGGGCCGACUCGUUGCCCCCCAGGACCUGCAUUUUCACACCAAGGACUGGUGCCAAAAUAGGAAUGAUUUAUUUUUCUAUACCAAAAUAAAUAUAAAUGAGAGAAUACUGUGGGGAGAGCCCAGCAGGAAGGCAAAUCAGCUGAGAUUGGCACAACUCAUUUCAGCAGUGCCCUCGGCGGCGCAGCCAGCCCCCCCCCCCCGUAUCCCGGCCCCUCCGCUUUGCUGCCAGCCGCCCUCCCCGCGGCGGGGGGCUCACCCCGGGAUGGGGGCGCGGGGGGGCCCCCUGCUCCAACCACCUCCCCACCCCGACCUUUUUGGAGUAUAAAUAAAUAUUUUGC
Molecule: messenger RNA, 1832 nt
Organism: Phalacrocorax carbo (great cormorant)
Lineage: Eukaryota; Metazoa; Chordata; Aves; Suliformes; Phalacrocoracidae
Source: RefSeq, a predicted model, not a curated record